Molecule: messenger RNA, 2793 nt
Organism: Talaromyces marneffei
Lineage: Eukaryota; Fungi; Ascomycota; Eurotiomycetes; Eurotiales; Trichocomaceae
Exons: 3
Coding region: 1-2793 (930 amino acids)
Biological process (GO): protein import into nucleus
Cellular component (GO): nucleus; cytoplasm
Molecular function (GO): protein binding; nuclear import signal receptor activity
Source: RefSeq, a predicted model, not a curated record
AUGGAAUGGCAACCACAGGAAGAGCCAUUGAGGCAGCUCGCCAGCUAUCUCAGGGACUCUCUGAAUGCAUAUGAUCGAAAUCUUCAGAAACAGGCAGAACUGAUGCUCACUAGAGCCACAGCGAGCCCCGAUUUCGUAAACUACUUGACGUUUAUAUUCUGCACUGAAGUCCCUCCACAGGCCGUCGCCAUGGACCAGGACACCUACAACAUUGUCCGAUUUUCCGCGGCUCUCAACCUCAAGAGCAAGAUCCAUAUAGCCUACAACGGAAUUCCACCGGAGAGCUUAGUAUUUGUUCGCCGAGCGACUUUAUUAGGAUUGCGAGACUCCAACUCGCAGAUUCGUUCUUCGGCCGGUAGUAUAAUAACGGAACUGAUUCAAAAAGGUGGAUUGCUUGCUUGGCCCGAAGUGCUGCAGGAAUUGUUGGGACUCGUUGCGAACGCAUCCGGUGACGUGACGCAGCAGACCCAAGAAGCCGCCAUGUCCGCUGUCGCAAAAGUCUGUGAAGACAACCGCAAAAUCUUGGACAAGGAUUACGGCGGUCAAAGGCCGCUGGAGGUUAUCAUUCCUCGUUUGUUGGAGUUCACUGGCAGUGACAGUUCCAUCAUUCGAUCAGCUGCGCUCAGCACAAUUCAAAUCUUCCUUUCAAUGAAACCCCAAGCUUUGAUCGCCAAUUUCGAUACGUUUAUGUCCAACCUUUUCCGUCUUGCUAGUGAUCCAUCAACCGACGUUCGUCGAACCGUUUGUCAAGCAUUUGGCCAGUUGGCAGAGAUUGCGCCCGAGCAACUUAUUCCUCAUAUGGCUGGUUUGGUGGAUUACAUCAUUCUGCAACAGAACAACAAUGAAGACCCUGAACUUGCCCUUGAUGCAGCUGAGUUUUGGCUCACGGCUGGAGAGCAGCCGAUCCUGCAGCAAUCCCUUGGACCGUACCUCCCAAAGAUUGUGCCUUUGUUGCUGCGCAGUAUGAUAUAUGAUGAGGAUGAAGUGGAGCGUUUGGCUUCCGAAAAUGAUGAUGCGGAGGAAGAGGACCGCGCUGAAGACUUGAAACCUCGAUUCGCAAAGGCCAAGGGUUCCAGAUUAGAAGGGUCUACAGACCAAAGUGGCAAGCCGGAGCUUGUCGAAGAGCGGGAAGAUGGAGAGUUGAGCGAGGAGGAGUCUGAGUAUGAUGAUGGCGAUCCUGAAGAUGCGUGGACAUUGAGGAAAUGCUCGGCUGCCGCUUUGGAUAUCUUUUCGAACGUUUACCAUUCACCUGUCUUCGACCUUAUUCUUCCCUACCUCAAGGAAACUCUUCGACAUGAACAGUGGCCGAACCGUGAGGCCGCUGUUCUGACCCUUGGUGCCGUUGCCGAUGGAUGCAUGGACGCUGUCACUCCUCACUUGCCAGAGUUGAUUCCCUACCUCAUUUCAUUGCUAAACGACCCGGAACCCGUGGUCCGAAAAAUUACUUGUUGGUGUCUGGGUAGAUACUCUGAGUGGGCUGCCCAUCUUGAAGGCCCCAACCAAUCUGCACAGUUCUUCGAGCCUAUGAUGGAAGGUAUCCUACACCGCAUGCUUGACAACAAUAAGAAAGUUCAGGAGGCUGCUGCAUCGGCAUUUGCCAGUCUCGAAGAAAAGUCCGAUGCUAGCUUGAUUCCAUACUGUGAACCGAUUUUGCGACAAUUCGUCGAAUGUUUCAAAAAGUAUAAAGACCGCAACAUGUACAUCCUGUACGACUGCGUUCAGACAUUGGCAGACUGUGUCAUGGGAGAAUUGGCCAAACCUCAACUCGUUAAUCUUUUGAUGCCGGCAUUGCUUGAUCGAUACAAUAGGAUGAGCGACCAGUCGCAGGAGCUUUUCCCGCUACUCGAAUGCCUUGGCUACAUUGCUGCUGCUUAUGGCGAUGUCUUUACCCAGUUUGCAGCUCCUAUCUUCCAGCGAUGUUCUAGAAUCGUGUACGACAAUAUCCAGCAAUCCGUUCAAGCGGCGCAAGAUCCUUCUAUUGAAGAGCCGGAUAAGGAUUUCCUCAUCACUAGCCUGGACUUGAUGAGCUCUAUCAUUCAAGCCAUUCCAUCUGACGAGAUCAGCCAAUUGGUUUCAAACUCCCAGCCAAAAUUCUUUGACCUUCUGUGUUAUUGCAUGAACGACUCCAACAAUGAGGUGCGCCAGUCAUCUUAUGCUUUGCUCGGCGACUGCGCGAUCCACAUUUUCGAUCAAUUGCAACCUUAUAUCCCGACUAUCAUGCCUGACCUAAUUAAGCAACUUGACCUCGAGACUCUUGUAGAUGAGACGGCUUUCAGUGUGGUUAACAAUGCUUGCUGGUCGUUGGGUGAGAUUGCUUUGGACGAGAAGGCUGAUUUGGGACCUUGGCUGGAGAAAUUAUACCCAGCAUUGCUCGCUAUUAUCUCCAAUGAGAUGGUCAUUGAUUCAGUGAAUGAGAAUGCUGCCGUAGCUCUAGGCCGGUUGGGUAUCAGUAAAUCGGAGUUGCUUGGUCCUCAUCUGCAACAAUUUGCUGAGGAAUUCAUCAAGUCGAUGGCCAAAGUCGACUUUUCACGAGAAAAGGCUACUGCAUUCCUUGGGUUCAACCGCGUCGUCAUGCACAAUCCACAAGCAAUGGAGAGUUGCCUCGGCCAAUAUUUUACCAGCAUAUCCACUUUCCCUCAAAAGUCUCUAGUUCAGGAAGAGUACCGAGACCUACACCAAUCUUUCCAACAGGUACUCAAAGGCUAUCGAGAUAUGAUUCCCGGCUUUGACUCAUUCCUUUCACAGCUACCUACUCAGGUAACGCAAAGACUCAAGUCGAUCUACCAAAUCUAG